AUGUCGACAGAUUUUACGGCGAUACUGUUGCGAGACCUGAGUAAACUGCUGGAAAAGGGAGUCGAUUACAACGUAUUGAUUCAAGUCGGCGAGGAGCCAAACGUCAAAUCAUUUAAAGCACAUUCCGGUAUACUUCGAGCGAGAUGUCCGUACUUCCAGGCUGCAUUAUCGGAAACCUGGGUGAAACACGAGGACGGAAUAAUCCUAUUUUCCAAACCAAAUAUAUCAGCGGAAACAUUCGAAAUUAUACUCAGGGAACCCGAGUUGUUGUUCAAAUCUGAUGAUUAUAGUUCGGUCAACCUCAAUGUCCUGCUAAGGGUACUUCAACGAGAUGAUUUACAGCUGGAUGAAGUUGAAAUUUGGAAUUAUUUGGUACAAUGGGGAAUCUACCAGACCUCCGAGACGGUGUCGAGUUCAUCGAAGGAUCUCACCAAACUUCCUAUAUCCGAAUGGUCGACCGAACACUUGGUCAUACUACGAUCGACCAUACAACAAUGCGUGCCAUUGAUCAGGAUGUUUCAGAUUUCUUCCAGGGAUUUUUAUAGUAAGGUGAUGCCAUACCAGAGCAUCUUACCGCCAGCACUCUACGAGGACAUCAUGAGAUAUCACAUGGUACCCGAUUGUCCACGUCCCACCUCAUUAAUGCCAGCGAGAAGAGGUGGAAUUGAAUCAAAUCUACUUCGAGCGAAACAUGUGGCAUUAAUCUCCAGCUGGAUGGAUCGCAACGAUCUGAACGUUUUCUGUAACGCCACAAGUAUACCUUAUGAAUUUAGCAAUGUUCCCUACGAGUUCAAACUCCUGUUGCGAGGGAGUAGAGAUGGCUUCUCUCCACAAGCAUUUCAUUCCAGAUGCGACUUCCAAGGUGCCACGUUGUUAGUGUUGAAAGUUCACGGGAUAGGACAUUUGAUAGGCGGUUACAACCCCUUGAACUGGGAUUCCACAAACAAAUGGGGUAACACCAAAGAUAGCUUUCUGUUUUCGCUUGGUGACGGAGAGGACAUACGUAAUUCGAUUUUGUCAAGGAUACAAGAGAAUAACCGGGCCGUACUGUGUUCACAAGCAAUCGGAGCGUGUUUCGGGAGCGGUGACUUGGUGAUGGGAGGUACCCAUUCGAACUUCAAUGUGGAAUUAGGGUGUUCGUGCAAACGGCAAUCCUACGAACGACCGUUGAUGAACACCAACCAUGAUCGAUUUAGUGUUGACGAGUACGAGGUGUUUAAGAUCGUGCCCAGGAUUGGCGCGAACGUGGCAAUGACGAGACCAAAUCUCACUAGUAGUGCACCAAUUAUUAGUAAGAGUAGUAGCAGUAGUACCAACAGUAGUAAUAGCAGUGGUAGCAGUAGGGGCAGUGGAAGAUUUUCAUUGUUAUUAUCCCAACUUCACUCUCAACAAUAG
Molecule: messenger RNA, 1395 nt
Organism: Acaulospora colombiana
Lineage: Eukaryota; Fungi; Glomeromycota; Glomeromycetes; Diversisporales; Acaulosporaceae
Source: the annotation of a GenBank genome assembly